Messenger RNA from Brassica rapa (field mustard), 982 nucleotides. RefSeq lists its product as uncharacterized. Lineage: Eukaryota; Viridiplantae; Streptophyta; Magnoliopsida; Brassicales; Brassicaceae. The record is from RefSeq and is a predicted model, not a curated record.
CAUUUAAAUAAUAAAAAAUGUUUUUUUACAGAAAAGUACAGAUGAAGACACUGCAAAUUGACGAUUUAAAAAACGUUCCACGCGGCAAGACUUAUCCAUCCCCGAGGUCACAAUCAACUACGUCGGCGUCCACCCAAAAUCUCCGUGGAUAGCUGAAUAAAAGCAUAUCUAACGUACGAGAUCCUCUUUCAAAUCGCAUCGUAGCAGAUCAUUUACAUCAAAUUUAUUACAUUAUAUAAUUCGAAACCAUAAAAGAUCUAUUUAUCCAUCUUCAUCUUGCUUUCUUUCCUUAAAUCAUCUAAAUCUUCACGUUACUUCUUUAUCUGCAUUUCAACUUAACCAUGGCUUCGAUUGUCUGCAGUUCCGCUCCUUUCACGAUCCGAGCAUCUUCCGGAUCCGGAUCCAUGAAAAACCCGGAUCCAAACCGCAAGAAACCUGUUUCUUGGUGGGCUCCUCUCUUCGGCAUACCCUCCGAGCCGGAUUACCUCAACAUCGAAACCUCCUCCUCCGUGGCUCCGGAAUCGAACGGGUCGGGUCAGGAUCCGGGUCAAAAGCUUCGUCGUCGCGGGUGUCUCACGGAGGAGAAAGCUAAGGAGUUGAGGAAGAAAAUCGCAGAAGCUUCCACGUUCCACGAAGUUAUGUAUCAUUCAGCGAUUGCGUCUCGGCUCGCUUCUGAUAUCUCGGGUCGGAUCAAGGAGUAAAACGAAUCCGGGUCGCUGUUUUUCGGAUCUGGAGAUCAAUUUGUCGAAUCCAAAUGUUUCCUCUUUUAGUUGUCGUGUUUUUUGUAGGUUUCUAGCGGACCAUCUUCUGUCGGUGCUUGUUUUUCAUUAGAACCGUUGGAUUGGGUAUUGUCUUUUGUGUUGUGUUGUAUUGUCUUGUUCUUAAGAACCGUUGGAUGUUUGGUUAAUUAAUUAGUUACCGUUAAGUUAACGGCGUUAACCUAUGUUCAAUUUUCUUUUAACUGUAACAAACCGUUUGAUCU